This is a messenger RNA of Lotus japonicus, 1362 nucleotides long. Its product is annotated as jasmonate-induced oxygenase 1-like. The transcript has 3 exons. Bases 133 to 1242 code for a protein of 369 amino acids. The record is from RefSeq and is a predicted model, not a curated record. Lineage: Eukaryota; Viridiplantae; Streptophyta; Magnoliopsida; Fabales; Fabaceae.
UGUUGUUCUCAAUCCCACAACAGCAAACCACACAGAAAAACACAAACGGGUGUUAGGUAAGUGUUCCCCCAGUUCAAUAACUUUUUUAAAUUUUUUCUUGUGUGUGUCCUUUAAAAGCCAAAACCACAAAAAAUGAUGUCUAGUCAAGGAUGGCCAGAGCCAGUGAGUCGAGUCCAAGCCUUAGCUGAAAGUGGCAUAAGCUCAAUCCCUGAACGUUUCAUAAAGCCCACGUCCCAAAGACCCACCAAGACCACCUUCACUAAUAACCAUGCUUCUGAGGUUCAUGAUGAUGAGAACACCAUCAAUAUCCCAGUGAUUGAUUUGCAACAUGUCUAUGGCGACGACUCGAGGCUCUGCGAGGAGACGCUAAAGCGUGUUUCUGAGGCGUGCAGAGAAUGGGGCUUCUUCCAGGUGGUGAACCACGGGGUUAGCCACGAGUUGAUGAAGCACGCGAGGGAGGUGUGGCGCGAGUUCUUUCACCUUCCUCAUGAGGUGAAAGAGGACUAUGCUAAUUCUCCAACCACUUAUGAAGGGUAUGGAAGUCGCUUGGGUGUGAAAAAAGGUGCCAUCUUGGAUUGGAGUGACUACUUCUUUCUCCAUUACAUGCCUUCUUUGCUUAGGGACCAAGCUAAGUGGCCUUCCCUUCCAACAUCUUUAAGGAAUGUGAUUGCUGAAUAUGGUGAGGAAAUAGUUAAGCUUGGAGGAAGGAUGCUUGAGUUAAUGUCAAUAAAUCUUGGCCUGAGAGAGGAUUUCCUUUUAGAUGCAUUCGGAGGAGAAGAUGAUAUUGGAGCAUGUUUAAGGGUAAAUUUCUAUCCAAAGUGUCCACAACCUGAUCUCACUCUUGGACUCUCUUCUCACUCAGACCCUGGUGGAAUGACCAUUCUUCUCCCUGAUGAUUUUGUGUCUGGACUACAAGUACGCAGAGGAGAACAUUGGGUCACAGUUAAACCUGUUCCAAAUGCUUUCAUCAUCAAUAUUGGUGACCAAAUUCAGGUGCUGAGCAAUGCAAUAUACAAGAGCAUAGAACACAGGGUGAUGGUAAAUUCAAACAAAGAUCGAGUUUCAUUGGCCUUCUUUUACAAUCCCAGAAGUGAUUUACUGAUUAAACCUGCAGAGGAGCUUGUGACUAAGGACAGGCCAGCCCUCUACCCACCAAUGACAUUUGAUGAGUACAGACUUUACAUUAGGACAAAAGGACCCUGUGGAAAAGCACAAGUUGAAUCCUUAAUUUCCCAAACGUGAUUCGAUUUCAAUUAAUGGACGCUUGAUUUGAUUCUGAGUAAUUUACCAUCUUGCACUUGUAUUUAUCAUGCCCAAAUCACUAUCCCCAUGGAAGAUAUAAAUUUACAAUUACAUUGAUAA